AUUGCAGAUCCCGUUCCUAGGUAAAAUGUGUCCACGUCCGCGAAUUCGUUCCUCAGCUGCGAGAAGCUUCUCACCUGUUCACACAAUCUAUUGAAAUUAUAUGCAAUCUAAUGAAAUCAGGAGGAAUAUCAGGAAGAAAUAUAACAGGGGGAACUGCAAGCGUUAAAAUGAAUGAACCAAGACAUUUUCUUUCGUGUCAGGAUCGUAUCUGGAGCGUCACCGCGAUUGACGUAGGCGGUACCAGGUGUACGAUGAUGUAUAAGUCAGUCGAAUGCUCGAAAGGAACAAAAGAGUUCAGCAACGACCCUAUUCCAUUUAGAGCGAAGUCGACCCCGAUACCGUCACGCUUCGACGCUUCUACCCCCUCCAUCGCAUGCAUAUUUAUGGACAAACAUUAUUCAAGCAGAUUUUAUAAAUUACCUGCACGGUGUGAUCGUGGUUGUUAACGAUUCGUAUGACACGUCCCGAGGAAGGCUUUCCACCACCAGGAGGUGGUGCUUCGU
This is a messenger RNA of Megachile rotundata (alfalfa leafcutting bee), 503 nucleotides long. RefSeq lists its product as uncharacterized. The record is from RefSeq and is a predicted model, not a curated record. Lineage: Eukaryota; Metazoa; Arthropoda; Insecta; Hymenoptera; Megachilidae.